CCCUUGCUACGUCCCAAGGCUCAGGUUCUGACCUAGCCUCGGACAACGAAAGCGAUUGAGGCUCGGAAAAAGCCAAAGCAUUUCAAGAGAAAUAAUGGAAUAAAAGAAGAGAGAGAAAGAGUGUAGAUAGAGAGAGACAGAUACAGUGGGUGUCGCUGAGUUCUAGAGAGAGAAAGAGAGAAUCAGGUUCGGAACCCCAAAAGAUGGGUCAGAUCGUGAGGAGGAAGAAGAAGGGCCGUCCAUCGAAGGCAGAUCUUGCAAAGCGAAACGCCGUCGAGGAGCAGCCGGCAGAGUCGUCGCCGGGGAGGGAUCUGCGGCGGAGUCUCCGGCGAAGAAAUGUCCAGUACAUCUUCGAUUACGACGACUAUAUCGACGAGGACGAGUAUUACGAGGACGACGAGGACGUGAGGAAGAAAGAGAAGAAGCUGCAGGUACUGCUGAAGCUGCAGAGCCAAGAAGGCGGUGCUGAGUCGGUUGUGAAUCGGACGCGGCGCGUGGAUCACACGCAUACUGCUUCGGCGUCUUCGGACGAUGACGACGGCGGUAAUCAGCCAUUGAAGAAGAGGAAAAUCGACGGCGACGAUGAAGUUGCUGACGAUGAUGAUGAAAAUGAUGAGGUUAGAGAGCGAAAGGUUGAGCCAAAAGGGAUCGACUGUGUUCCAGGGACACCGUCAGAUCCUCUAUCUGGGCUUCCCUUGCCUGAUAAGAAGACUUUGGAGUUAAUCCUUGAUAAGCUUCAGAAGAAAGACAUUUAUGGUGUUUAUGCGGAACCGUUUGAUCCUGAAGAGCUUCCUGAUUAUCUUGAUGUGAUUGAACAUCCAUUGGACUUUGCCACGGUCAGGAGCAAGUUAAAAAAUGGAUCCUAUUCAACAUUGGAACAAUUUGAGAGUGAUGUUUUUCUAAUUUGCUCAAAUGCAAUGCAAUACAAUGCACCGGAUACCAUAUAUCAUAAACAGGCACGUUCUAUCCAAGAGCUGGCAAAAAGGAAAUUUGAAAAAUUAAGGAUGGAUUUUGAACGUUUGGAGAAAGAGAUCAAGUCCGAAGAGAAGACAAGAUCCAACUCCUUGGCUAAGAAUCAAAUAAAGAAGCCCAUGAGCCGGACAGUGCAGGAGCCUAUUGGUUCUGACUUUUCCUCUGGCGCCACUCUUGCCACAGCUGGAGACUUCGUGAAUAAUACCUAUGUGGCCCAAGCUGGUGGAUUUGAGAGGCCUAGCAGUGUUGAUCGGCUUGUAGAGGGGAAUACUUCCUUGAUUGACUACAAUCUGGAGAAGGCAGAAGAUUUACUACCAGGGAAGGGUCUCCUAUCUAGAUUUGGGAGGAAGCCAGCUUCACAUGAUGAGAAUCGCCGUGCAACUUACAACUUAUCCGGUCAAACAGUACUCAGAUCAGAGUCAAUAUUUACAACUUUUGAUGGUGAAAGCAAGCAGCUCGUUCCUGUAGGGCUUCAUGCAGAUCAUUCCUAUGCUAGGAGCGUGGCUCGUUUUGCUGCAACUCUAGGCCCUGUUGCUUGGAAAGUUGCUUCCCAGAUGAUUGAACAGGCCCUGCCUGCUGGGUUCAAAUUUGGCCAUGGAUGGGUUGGAGAGUAUGAGCCGCUUCCAACACCAGUUUUAAUGCUUGAAACCUGUGCUGAUACGAGAAAGAAUGACAUAAGUGCUAAGACUCCAGUUUCUGCCAAGGAGCUCCCUGUUAAUGGGCCUAUAUUGGAGGGGAAAUCACCACAGUUUGGUCCUGCUGGAACGAAGCCUACUGCCACUUCUAGAACCACUACCCCACUCACUGCAAAGAGACAGCCUGCAAUGCGGAAUAGUUUAGAAAGGAAGCCCUCUUUUUCCUACUCUUCUGGAACCAAACCUAAUGUUUCUGAUAGUGCUACCUAUCAGCAGAAAAAAUCGCAAUCCAGGAAUUUCACUGAACCUGAGAAAAUGGUUAUGAAGCAAGUCGAAUUGAAUAAUCCACCCUCAGCUAAUCACAGUGCAUCUGGUUAUACAGAAGAGAGUCAGAUCUCGAAUUAUUCAGAAUUGCCAACUUCCAGGUCGUUGGAUGCGGUUCCUAGGAACAGGAAUUUUUUGCAGUCCGUAUCUUUUAAGCAGCCAAAUAAUAAUGGCACAGUCACUGGAGCGCUGCCUAAUGGAAGAGCUGUAAGCAAUGGUUCAGAUACCAGUAGAAUGGUUAGUUCUUCCUCUGAUAGUUUUCAUAAUCGAAUGGUCAGACCAGUGACUUCCUUUCUGAAUGGAAAGGAGCAGUGUCUCAGUGACCCCGUGCAGAUGAUGAGAACAUUAUCUGAAAAGGCUCAAAAUCAACAUAAAUCUUCAAAUCAGUCGUCCGUUGGUUCCAUACCAGUUGUGUCACCCUUUGCAUCCAUGAGCAGAGAUGACCCAAGCAAUGCCACUGCUGCAGCUGCUCAUGCAUGGAUGUCUAUGGGGGUCGGAGGCCUUAAACCAGCUGUGGUGAAUGAGGGCACCCCCAAAAAUCAGAUAAUUGCUGAUUUUUUAUGCAGUGCCACUCGUGACCUUCAACCACAAGUUGAGCAAUUUCGGGGAGAAUUUCCUGUUUCCGGGAUGCAUUUUCAACCUGAGAACAGUUUUCCUCUUCAUACCUUUGUGCCACGACCGGUUAUAUCGGCCAAUGAAGCUCAAUUCCAAACCCGACCAAUGCUUGCUCCUCAACUAAGCACAUCUGACUUGUCUAGGUUUCAGAUGCACUCUCCUUGGCGAGGUCCUAAUCCGCAAAUUCAGCCUAGGCAAAAACAGGAAUCUCUUCCACCAGACUUGAACAUUGGUUUCCAGUCGUCAGGGUCUCCUGUGAGACAGUCUAUUGGUGUUCCAGUUGAUUCUCAGCAGCCAGACCUGGCUUUACAGCUCUGAGACUUGACAAUAUUUUAGAUACCAAGAAUGAAGAGAACCAACAAUCUGAUGGGGCUCUUGGUUCAUUUGUAAGAAGGUUGCAUUACUUUCUGGCAAGGCCAUUUGAUGUGCAUGUAUGUCAGAACCCCCACCACAUCUCGAAGCACAUCAUAACUGGUUUGGUCUGCCUAAAGCAACGACGGGGAAGAAGUUCCUCACUUUGUUGGAAUCAGAUCUCCGAGACUUGUGUCUUUUUUGCCGGGGUUUGUCCACAUAAAGUAGUGUAUUUUCUGGCAUUUAGAGUAGUUUUAAAGUAGGCAACAGGCGUAGAAAAUGGAUCAUAGUUGGGGCAAAAUAGUUGUAGACAGAGGUGGUUAUGGCCCUUCUUUCCUAUUUGAGGAGUACUGAUUUGCAUUGGCUUGUGCUUCUAUCAUAUAUCAGAGAGCUGAAGCUGCGUUUCUCGUAUGAAACCUAAGUUGAUUACUUGUACAUUAUUUACAGGCUGACGAGGGCUAUUACUUAUGUUGUAUUGUGAUGGCUCUUGUGUGACUGUGAUGGCUCUUUUGUAACUGCUUUGGUGAUUUCUCUCUCUUGCAUUUGCUAGCACUGUCAUGUACAUGUGAUACUGUAAUUUUACAUUGGAUAAGGAGUUUCCCAAUUUUGUGUACAUGUCCUUUUCUGAUUCCCUUCUUGAAUUCCAU
Molecule: messenger RNA, 3544 nt
Organism: Ilex paraguariensis (yerba mate)
Lineage: Eukaryota; Viridiplantae; Streptophyta; Magnoliopsida; Aquifoliales; Aquifoliaceae
Source: the annotation of a GenBank genome assembly